CCCCAGGAGACGUUCAAGUCAGCCUCCGAGGUGACGCAAAAGCAGUUCAUGAUGCUGCGCAUUUACGCGCUUAAAGGUGUGAUAAAAAUUGUCCGUGGAAAUCCAGGCGAACCUAUUCGACCACCAGUGGAAACCCGGCACGCUCUCUCGUUACAACCGGGCGGAAAGAGAAUGGUCAAAGAUAAUAACCCAGCGCUGUAUCCGUGGGGGUUGCCUGCGACCCGCCUGCUCCUUGAUGUCAAAAGCCAUCCUGAAUUCACCGCCGACACCUUAUACACACCCGUUUUCCGCAACUUCCUGCGGUUGCUUGACGAUUGGUUCGUGCUUUUAGGUCUGGAGCGAUGGCGAGAUACAGCCAGCAGCCUUGUUACGGCAGCCCCAAAUGGGAUUCCUCGCUUCAUAAACCCAAAUAGCAUGAUAUCGUUGAAGCUAUUGAUGACCCUGCAUUUACCAUCUAAGAUGAGGUACGGUUGGUUCUCUUCGGGGCAAAGGUUGGAUCUCUCGUGGAUGUAG
Molecule: messenger RNA, 513 nt
Organism: Aspergillus pseudoviridinutans
Lineage: Eukaryota; Fungi; Ascomycota; Eurotiomycetes; Eurotiales; Aspergillaceae
Exons: 1
Source: RefSeq, a predicted model, not a curated record